Molecule: messenger RNA, 998 nt
Organism: Pyrus x bretschneideri (Chinese white pear)
Lineage: Eukaryota; Viridiplantae; Streptophyta; Magnoliopsida; Rosales; Rosaceae
Product: probable methyltransferase At1g27930
Exons: 1
Coding region: 1-855 (284 amino acids)
Biological process (GO): xylan biosynthetic process
Source: RefSeq, a predicted model, not a curated record
AUGAAGAAUCGGAGUCCAUUUUCCGAGAGACCUGGGUUUCUCGCGGUGACUCUGGUUCUAUUGAUCGGCGCGGCGCUGGCCAUCUCCAGCUUCUGCCAGGGUGGCACCUCCGUCUUCUACUCCAUCGCCGGCCCCACAUUUCUACGCGCCGUCGACAAUAACUACUCGCCGGUGGCGAUCCAGAUCCAGGCCAUCCUCCACUACGCCACGUCGCGCCAGACCCCGCAGCAGUCGCGAAAGGAGAUCGGCGUGUCCUUCCAGGUCCUCAAGUCCCGCGCCCCCUGCAACUUCCUGGUGUUCGGCCUCGGCUUCGACUCCCUCAUGUGGGCCUCCCUGAAUCCACGCGGCACGACGCUGUUCCUGGAGGAGGAUCCCAAGUGGGUCCAAAGCGUCCUCAAGGACGCCCCCCAGCUGCGGGCCCAGACGGUGCGCUACCGCACGCAUCUCAAGGAGGCGGACCAACUCCUUUCCUCGUACCGCUCCAAACGGUCGUGCUCCCCGUCCGAGGCGGUCCUGCGUGGAAAUACGGAGUGCAGGCUGGCGCUGGACAACCUGCCGGACGAGGUGUACGACAAAGAGUGGGACCUGAUCAUGAUCGACGCGCCGCGCGGGUAUUUCCCGGAGGCGCCGGGCCGGAUGGGGGCUAUUUUCUCUGCGGCUGUCAUGGCGAGGAGGAGGCAGGGAUCCGGUGUGACGCACGUGUUCCUGCACGAUGUGGAUCGGAAGGUGGAGAAGGCGUUCGCGAAUGAGUUCUUGUGCAGGAAGUUUUUGGUUAAGGCGGUGGGGAGGCUGUGGCACUUCGAGAUCCCCUCCGCCGCAAACGCGACGCACGGUGACGGCUCGCGUUUUUGCUAAAUCCCGCGGCGGUCGUAACGGCGAGCUUGGAUAGGUGGAGAAGCGUUACGCAUUACUACUCGCUGCUUUCUCUCUCUCUUUUUUUUUAUUUUUUAUUGAGGAAUUAUUUUAAUUUUAUUUAAUUAUGAAUUGUUUUUACAGUA